This is a messenger RNA of Hirsutella rhossiliensis, 447 nucleotides long. RefSeq lists its product as uncharacterized. The transcript has a single exon. Lineage: Eukaryota; Fungi; Ascomycota; Sordariomycetes; Hypocreales; Ophiocordycipitaceae. The coding region runs from base 1 to 447 and encodes 148 amino acids. The record is from RefSeq and is a predicted model, not a curated record.
AUGAAGGUCAGCUUCGCCGCCGGGCUCCUCGCCGCCCUUGCCGGCAUGGCCUUUGCCGCGCCGGCGGAUACUCCCCAAAACCACCGGCGCAAUCUCGAUGUUUCACAGGCUCCCGCCGUCCCCAACCUCGCCCGACUAGACUCCCAGAAGCUCAGCCGCCGCAUCGUGAAGAUUGACAAUCACAACGAACAACGGAGCAUCUCGGAGCAAGAGGCCAGGAAGAAGAGUAAGGGGCUAAUAGGCGACCUGCUCGAAGGUCUUCUUGGCCCCAGUGGCACCCGUCGUCCCAAGCCCAAAUCGACCAAAAGGCCCAAAUCACCCAAAAAGCCUAAAAAGCCUAAAGAGCCCAAAAAGCCCAGCGAGACAAAGCCCAGCGAGACAAAGCCGACGCCUACCAAACCGGUCGGCGGUCUUCCUACCCCGGAACCCACGCCCAAGACCACUUAA